CUCUCAAAAAGUUUAUUAGCUGUGCAAACAUACCCUCUUCUUCAAAAACAAUAAUUAAAAGAUGUCAUUGGCUAAAAAAGUUAUCACCUUCGUUUGAUAUUUUGAAUAUAUCGAGCAUAGAUUUUCAAAAAUACUAAACAACAUAAAAUUGGAGCAUCUUGUUGCAAAUCAACGAGCGCCAUGAAAUUAGCGGCAGCACAAAUUUUCCCCCAAAUCCCACACCUCCACAACCCAAAACUCCCCCCUCCGUCUACCACCCACCACCCCAUCCACAAACGCCUUUCUCCGCUCAAUUCCAACAAAUCCCCCUCACCCGCCACCAAAUCCGCCGCCGCCGACGACGGAAUCCCAAUCGAACACGUCAAAACCCUAGUAAAAUUCAAAUCUCGGCACAACUACAUCCGCGUGAUCCAAGUCUCGAGGGCGGCAGACCACCCGCUCGCCGGCUCCCGCCUCCUCCUCCUCGACGCCCCCGGCAACAUCCACAGCAUCUCCUACAUCUUCAAAUCCCUCACCAACGCCUACUUCGACGUCUUCGCCACUCUACCCCCAAUCCUCCCGCCCGGACCCCUCGCAAUUCUCGGAUUCGGAGCCGGAUCGGCCGCCCGACUCAUCCUCGAGCUCUACCCCGAAGCCGCGAUCCGCGGCUGGGAGCUCGACCCCUCCGUCCUCGCCGUCGCUAGAGAGUACUUCGGCCUCGAGAAGCUCGAGAAGAAGUACUCGGAGCGGCUGAAGAUUUACACUGGAAACGCGCUGAAUUUGGGCGAGAAGGAGAAAUUCGCGGGAAUCCUGAUCGAUUUGUUCAGCAAGGGCUGCGUGAUUCCGGAGCUGCAGGAUGCUGCGACGUGGGAGAAGCUGCGGAGGAGGUUGAGUGAGGGCGGGAGGAUGAUGGUGAAUGUGGGGGGGAGCUGCGUGGAGCCGGAGGAUAUACGGAGAGAUGGGAGCGUCAUAAUGGAGGAGACUUUGAGGGCGAUGUACGAGGUGUUUCCCGGCGAGGUUUUCGUGCUGAGCCUCGACAAUCGCAAGGAUGACAGCGCGGUUGCGAUGACGGGCAGGUUGCCGGACGCCGGCGAGUGGAGGAAGAAGCUGCCGCGGCCGGUGAAGUUCUAUGUAGAUAUGUGGCAGCCUUAUCGAAGUCUAUAAAUUGUGGUGGAUAUUGUUGCAUCUUAGGUGUUUGAUGAUUUGCUUCUCAGGCAGCUCAACUAAUUCAACGGAUUUUUAGUCAUUGAGAUAUCUGAACGGGAAUUCCAAGAGGAAUCAGGCCUUACCUCAGACCUCCAGCUCAAGAGCGCGCUCGCUCAUUGAUCUGUCUGCACCACCACGGGCAACGACCGCGCCGAUUUUUUCGUUUUGUCUUUGUUUGAGUUGUGGAUUGUGAUCAAUUUAAGAACACACCAAUUUUACCUUUGGUUUGUCUAUUGAAUGUAAGUGUUGAAAGGGGUGGAUUUCUUCUUGAGAUAGGAGAAUGUAUUUGGAAUGUGGAUUAUUUUCUUUUUGCAGAUGAGUUGGCAGUUGUUGUGAUCGGCGAAAAAUGAUCAAUUUAAAAGCAAAAUGAUUCC
Molecule: messenger RNA, 1559 nt
Organism: Salvia miltiorrhiza (redroot sage)
Lineage: Eukaryota; Viridiplantae; Streptophyta; Magnoliopsida; Lamiales; Lamiaceae
Exons: 2
Coding region: 181-1143 (320 amino acids)
Biological process (GO): polyamine biosynthetic process
Molecular function (GO): thermospermine synthase activity
Source: RefSeq, a predicted model, not a curated record